Messenger RNA from Rhizophagus irregularis DAOM 181602=DAOM 197198, 452 nucleotides. The record is from RefSeq and is a predicted model, not a curated record. NCBI's taxonomy places the organism in Eukaryota, Fungi, Glomeromycota, Glomeromycetes, Glomerales, Glomeraceae.
AAAAAUUUUUCUUGGCAAAUUUCGCUGACCUCGGGUCAGGAAAAUCACAUGAUAUUUUUUAUUUUGAAUGCUUAUAUACAGUCUAUUAGUUUUAUAUAUUAUAGAUCAUGUCAUCCGAGCUUGAAGUAUUGAAACAGCGUAUCAUAGAACUUGAGGCUGAGAAUGCCGAAAUACCUGAUCUUAGAAGAAAGAUCUCAGAGUUCGAUGCUGAGAGAGUUGAUCUUAGAAGAAAGCUCUCAGUGUCUGAUGCUGAAAUAGCUGAACUUAAGCGCAGUAAUAACGAGUUUCUAAGAGCGAAUAAGGAAUAUAACGAGAGGCGUGAUGCUGAAAAUGCCAAACUCAGGGCCACAAUCGAGGAGUUGAAAUCCCUAACAUUAACUCAUCUAACUUCAAUUCGGGUGCGGUCCAUCAUGAAAAACCGUUAGAGGAGAAAGAGAUGGAUAGUUUCUUGC